AUCAAAAAUAAAAACUGCACUCGCGCGCGCUCAUGUGUGUGUAUGUGUGUGUGUGUGUUAAGCUGCAUGUGAACUAACAGGAAACAACGAGCAAUUAAACAAACGACGUUAACGCGGACGCAGGCGCAGGCGCAGUCGCCAUCGCCGCCACAGUCGCAGUCGCAGCCGCAGUCGCAGUUGCCGUCGCUGUUAGAACCAUGAAGCCCAAGACUCGCUAAUUGAGGUCGUCGCUAGAUUUCGCAGCGCACAAAUCGCACGCCAUUUUUUAGUAUGCUUCAGAAAUAUUACGAAACAUUCUAGAGAAAGAGAGAGGCGAACAACAACAACAAGAACAAGAAACGAUCCAGAAGAACAAGAAACGGAAACGGAAACGGAAAUAGAAAUAGUUCAAAUCUAGUGAAAACACGCAGCAAACAGCCUGAACGAAAGUGAGAAAGAGAGAGAGAGCGAGAGAGUGAGAGACAGAGAGAGAGAAAGAGUGUGCGAGCCCGCCACGCCCCAAAGAUGAGCAGCAUGAAGGGCGGCUUCACCACACUCAAUCGCUGGUUUGGCCGCAAAAAGGACAAAUCCGGCGUUGCGAGCGCCAACGGGAAACUAUCGAAGUCCACAACACAGCUGCACCAUCUGUCCACGGACCAGGGCAUGCACAUCAAUGAGGCUAGUCAGCUGGAUUAUAAUCGGAUCACGCCGCUGCCGGCGGCGACCAGCAAUGCACCCUUCGAGCAGACCUUUCGCAUAACCGUGCUCCUGCCCAAGGAUCAGCUGUACGUGACCCGACUGGGCGCCCGUGUGCCACUCAGCAAGCUGCUGUCGCUGGUCUGUGACAAUAAACAAUUGGAUGCCGAUAAAUACGAGUUUCGCAAUCCAGUGGAUGCUAGUCAGGUGUACAGCUGCGAGUCGACGAUCGGCGCGGUGGGCCUGUCGGAGAUCCGUUUGUGCCACAAGUCGGAGUCGUACGACAGCUUCAACGCGGACUCGAUGCUCAAGUUCCAGCGCACGGCCGCCGCACGCGACUCGCUGAGCAGCAGCUCGGAGUUCAGCAGCAGCCGGCACUCGCACACGCAUUCGACGCACUCCAAGCUGCCGGCCAAGACGCCCAGUCCGUACAGCUCGAGCAACUCGCUCAACUCGAUGGACUCGACGGGCAUGAACUAUACGCGCACGCCCGUUGUGGUGCCGCCCAAGGCGCUGGCUCCGCCGCCGCGCAAGAAACGCGUGGCGCCCCGCCCGCCCAGCCAGCUGGUCAUUCCGGAGCAGUCCGUCGCCCAGUUCAGUGCGACGCCAACGGAGCCCGCGUAUGCGGUCAUUGUGAAGCGCCCGCAGCUGUGCAUGUCCACGCCCAAUUUGGCCAGCACGCCGGAGCUGGACGCGGAAACGGAAAGGGAGCCCUCGCUGGAGCUUGACUGUAACGGGAACAGCGCCAAGACGCCGGAUGCCGCCGACAGCGGACACUAUGCCACAGUUGAGCUCAAGCCGAAUCCAAUGCCCACUCUGCCGGAGCCUACGCCGCGCAAGCGUCUGCUGCAGCUGAAGAAGAAGGCGGCGCCAGCACCGCCGCCCGAUCUGGCGGCCGCCGGAGCAGCAGCGGCAGCUGCGGACAGCAUAUCGCUGGCCUCGACAACGGCCUCCAUGACAGAAGUGUUGACUCCGCCGCCGGUUCAGCCGCAGCCGGCGCCCAGAAUAACCACGCCCAUACCCAUGGCUAUGAACUCGCCUUCGACUCCUCCGAGCCCACAGCUGCCCGAGGAGGCGCCGGCCUUGCCGACCAGCGCGGCGCCACAGCUGCCCGGCAAUGGCAAUCAGAAUGUGUCCAAGGUGCUGCUGAAUCGCACGCCCACGCCCACGCCGGAGCCGCGCUCGCUGGGCAGCGCCACGGAGGAGGAGGAGGAGGAGGACAACAACGAUGCCGCCUCCAAGCAGGCUGACUCGGGCAUAGGCGAGCCGCUGCCCUCGAGCACGCCCUCACCCGAGCCGGAGCCCGAGCAGGAGCCUGAGCCCGAGUCACAGCAGCUGGCCACGCGUAAAUGCCAGAUCGAGUCUAGCUCGGAGGACGAGGAGGCCAUCAAGGUGUACAAUUUCAAGACCUCUUGCGAGAGUUCGCUCAAGAUCAAGCAGCAGCCCGCAGCGCCCACAACGCUCGCCGAGCUGAGCGUGCUGACGUCUCAGCAGCCGGAGACGGAGGACGAGCUGACCGCCGAGGAGCAGCACUCGCCCCGGGCGAAUGGUGCCUCGGCGACGCCCAGCAGCGCCAGCGAGCUAACGUCACUGUCGUCGUGGAACUAUGCGGUGCCCAUAUCGCCGCCGCCGGACUUCUCGGAUGGCACACAGGCGCUGACGCGGCCCAGAAGCACGGCCAGCACGCCGCUGGACGAGAUUGUCGACGAGCUGUCGACCAUCAUACAGCAGCAGCGGCUCGACACGCUCAUCCGCCAGCCGCCCGACCAGCCACAAAUCGAGGCGGCCAAGCCGAAUCGCCUGGCCAACUUUAGCAUAGCCGCAAUUGGAAACGCAACUGGGAAAGGAAAUGUAAUUGAGAAUGGCAUGAGCACGGCCAGGAGUAGCUCCAGCAACAGCAGCAACAGCUCGCCCACCAUCACGCGCGCUGACUCCUUCCAGGCGUCCUCCGCCUCGCCCAGGCACAGCGGUCUGGGCCUGGGUCUCCGCCUGCGCAGCUCCUCGCAGCUCUCCCUGAACCGAAUCGAGCUGAAUGGAAGCCUGCAGCAGCAGCGUCGCUCCUCGAGCGAACUGAGCAUCGCCGAGUCGCCGUCGCUGCAGAGCCUCGAGCUGAUCAAGAAUAUACUGAGCAAUUCGCGCAAGAACAGCCUGGCGGAUACCCAGCCGGAGUCGCAGCUGGAGCCGCAGCCGGAGCCGGUGCCGGUGCCGGAGCCGGUGCCGGAGCAGAAGCCACAGCAGCAACAGCAACUGGAACAGUCAGAGAAACCAAAGAGUAGCCCACAAGCAAACACAGUCGUGUCCACAGUCGUGCCCACAGUUGUGCCCACAGUUGUAUCUACAGUCGUGUCUACAGUGGCGUCCACAACUGUGUCUACAGUCGUGUCCACAGCUGUGCCCGCUGCCAAGCCCCUGGUCACAGCUGUGUCCACGCCUGCCUCCGCCACAGACUCGACCGACGCCUCGGCCCGCAGCAGUCCAGUUCGGGAGGCAGCCAGAACUGUCAUCAGCCCCGAGCCCAAGCCGCUGCCGCCGACAUAUCGCUACUCCGGACCGCCCAGCAUCAACUUUGCCACUUGGAGCGAACGGCCCAAAUCGCAGGUGGCCAUCAAGAACGAGGGCGAUUAUAUUUAUGGCGGCGCCAGGGCAAGUGCAGCGCCGGCCAAGCUGACCAUUGAGGUGGCCUCGCCCAUACUGCGCAUGGGCAUUCCGCGCAAGGAAUACCAUGUGCCCAUCACAGUCAAGCCGCUGCGCGAUGCCAGCCAGGAGCGAGAGCAGAAGAUGGAGACGCAGCUCGAAAGGCAGGAGCAGAAGCAGGAGGAGAAGCAGGAGCAGAAGCAGGAGGAGAAGCAGGGGGAGAAACUCGUGGAGAAGCAGGAGGAGAAACACGUGGAGAAGCAGGAGCCAAGGCAGGAGCUAUUCCGCGAGUUUGUAAAGCCCUCGACGCUGCCGCGUCCGGCGAGAAGCAAUCGCUACACGCUGCCCGCUGGCGUUCCGGUGGCCGGCGGCGUUUCGACCAACUCGCUGCCGCGACCCAACGCCACGCUGGAGAUGGAGAGGGAGAGGGAAAGGGAGAAGGAGAAGGAGAGGGCGUCGCUGCAGACGGAGCCAGCGGCAGCGCCUUUCGGACAGAAUACGCUGCGGCGCACGGGCUUCAAGGAGCGCAUGCUGGCCAAGGAGCAGCAGGAGAAGGAGCAGGCGCUGCGUGUGCGCGUCUCAGUCAAUGGCAUGGCCACGCCCACAACAGCAGCAGCAGCAGCGACUUCGCCGCCCGCCACAGCCGCAAAGCCGACGACGACGCCAACGCCAACGAUCUUGCGCAGCAGCAAACUGGAGCUGAAGCUGGAAACGGGGGCGACACCGACGCCGACGACUGCGCUGCUGCAAGUGAAGCUGCGACCCACCAGCCAGAUGGCCACCACCAGGAGCUCGGCGACGCCCACGCCCACGCCGCCAGCGCCGCCGGCGCCACCAAUGCUGGCCAAGGCGCGGCCCGUGCGCAGCGGGAACGCCCUGACGCCGACGACGCCGGAUCCGCGCGACCAGCUGCUGGAGGCGAUACGCAACUUUAAGCGCGGCGAGCUGAAUCGCGCCUGA
This is a messenger RNA of Drosophila novamexicana, 4269 nucleotides long. RefSeq names its product flocculation protein FLO11. The transcript has 4 exons. Lineage: Eukaryota; Metazoa; Arthropoda; Insecta; Diptera; Drosophilidae. Bases 505 to 4269 code for a protein of 1254 amino acids. The record is from RefSeq and is a predicted model, not a curated record.